Molecule: messenger RNA, 1014 nt
Organism: Glarea lozoyensis ATCC 20868
Lineage: Eukaryota; Fungi; Ascomycota; Leotiomycetes; Helotiales; Helotiaceae
Exons: 2
Coding region: 1-1014 (337 amino acids)
Biological process (GO): mitochondrial respiratory chain complex III assembly
Cellular component (GO): mitochondrion
Source: RefSeq, a predicted model, not a curated record
AUGGCUUCCAAAACCUGUGGAAGCUGCCUACGUGCGAUUCAAAGACAAUCUCGAACAAUUCCCCAGGUCAGAUCUUCAAAUGUCGAGCAUCGAUCAGAGUUAACUCUAUUUCAGAUUAGGAAGGCUACUUUUCCUACAGUCAGAACGUUUGCAACAACACCACGGAAGUCUAUCGAGCUUCCCGAACCAAAUGCCACAGUCGCUUCUUCCAUUCCACCUGUAACACCCAAACGCGCAGAAGGCGGUACAAAGACCCCCGAACCUCUUUCCGCAGCAGAGAAAAGCGCUCACGCAGCCGCGUUUCAGAAUAGGAAAGUAGGAGGAAUAACAGAGACAUAUACAGCAUACGGAGCCACUGAGCUUCUUUACAAAGAAUGCUCUCGACAGGCCGAUUAUUCAAUUCCACAAGCAAAACAAGAUAAUGCAGAGGUACCGAAGACAGAAGACGGAGAGGAUUUAGGGGUUGGUGGGGGCUGGUGGCAUGAUGAAUUGGGAUUAAAACCGACUUUCAGCACUUGGUCCCAAGUAACCAUGCUCCAUAUUUACAUCCUGUCCUCCCGCUUCCGCUGUUUCGAACCAGACGUUUGUCGAAUCUGGCAACAACAUCUCCUCGAUCACUUCUUCUACGAUAUGGAGAAUAAAAUGGCUGUCAGCCACGGUAUGCACGCUCGCGGGACGCGCAAUAAAUACCUGAAAGAUGUAUUCGUCCAAUGGCGCGGCGUGCUCGCCGCUUACGACGAGGGUUUAGCAAAGAACGAUGCCGUGCUCGCUGGUGCCCUAUGGAGAAAUGUGUUCAAAGCAUCAGAAGAUGUUGAUAUCGUCAAACUGGCGAUGAUCGUUAGUUUUAUGAGAAGGACGCUGAACAAAUUGGAUGCCAUGGACGACAUGAUGAUUAUGCAGGCGAAAUUGGAGUUCAGCAGUCCGGAUAUGGAGAAGGAAUUAGUUGCUAAGAAGAGUAAGGCGUUGGAGGAUACGAGACCUACACAGGUGAAGGUUAAGCAGGGUAAGAAGUGA